Messenger RNA from Notechis scutatus (mainland tiger snake), 5559 nucleotides. RefSeq names its product CCR4-NOT transcription complex subunit 6 (gene CNOT6). Gene Ontology annotation, molecular function: 3'-5'-RNA exonuclease activity; protein binding. Lineage: Eukaryota; Metazoa; Chordata; Lepidosauria; Squamata; Elapidae. The record is from RefSeq and is a predicted model, not a curated record.
GUGAGAAGGAGGCGGAGGAGGAAAAGGAGGAGGAGGCGAAGAAGGAGGCGGGGGGAGCCAGUUCUCCUGUCCGGCCCGCGGCAGGAAACAAAGAGCCAGGCCGGCAGCUCAGAGACGGGGAUGCUGCAGUUACAGGAAUGCCCAAAGAAAAGUACGAACCACCUGAUCCACGGAGGAUGUACACAAUUAUGUCCUCAGAAGAAGCAGCCAAUGGGAAAAAAUCACACUGGGCAGAGUUGGAAAUAAGCGGGAAAGUCAGAAGCCUGAGUUCAUCCUUGUGGUCACUGACUCACUUGACAGCUUUGCAUCUCAGUGACAAUUCCUUAUCCCGUAUUCCUUCAGAUAUUGCCAAGCUUCAUAACCUGAUUUAUUUGGAUCUGUCAUCUAAUAAGAUUCGCAGUUUACCAGCUGAACUCGGAAACAUGGUGUCACUCAGGGAACUCCAUUUAAAUAAUAACCUGUUACGAGUUCUACCGUUUGAGCUGGGAAAACUAUUCCAGUUACAGACUUUGGGUUUGAAAGGAAACCCACUUACACAGGACAUUCUGAAUCUUUAUCAGGAACCAGAUGGAACAAGAAGGCUACUGAAUUAUUUGCUUGAUAAUCUGGCAGGUACUGCAAAAAGAAUUUCAACAGAACAGCCUCCUCCCAGAUCUUGGAUUAUGCUGCAAGAACCAGAUAGGACAAGACCAACAGCUCUGUUCUCUGUCAUGUGUUACAAUGUUCUAUGUGAUAAAUAUGCUACUCGGCAGCUAUAUGGAUAUUGUCCAUCAUGGGCACUGAACUGGGAAUACAGGAAAAAAGCUAUAAUGCAGGAAAUUUUGAGUUGUAAUGCUGAUAUCAUAAGUCUUCAGGAGGUUGAAACUGAGCAGUACUACAGUUUUUUCCUAGCAGAAUUGAAAGAACGUGGGUACAAUGGAUUUUUUAGUCCAAAAUCCAGAGCUAGAACAAUGUCUGAACAAGAAAGAAAGCAUGUUGAUGGUUGUGCAAUAUUUUUUAAGACAGAAAAGUUCACCUUGGUUCAAAAACAUACUGUUGAGUUUAACCAAUUGGCUAUGGCAAACUCUGAAGGAUCUGAGGCAAUGCUGAACAGAGUCAUGACGAAGGACAACAUUGGGGUUGCUGUGCUGUUAGAACUGCGAAAGGAAUUAAUGGAAAUGUCAUCUGGCAAACCACACUCUGUAAUGGAUAAACAGCUGGUUCUGGUAGCAAAUGCACACAUGCACUGGGACCCAGACUAUUCUGAUGUGAAGCUGGUUCAGACAAUGAUGUUCCUUUCUGAAGUAAAGAACAUAAUUGACAAAGCCUCACGGAAUCUCAGGCCUAGUGCUUCGGGGGAACAUGCAACAAUUCCACUUGUACUGUGUGCAGAUUUGAAUUCUUUGCCAGAUUCUGGUGUGGUUGAAUAUUUGAGCACCGGUGGCGUAGAAACAAAUCAUAAAGAUUUCAAGGAACUGAGAUAUAAUGAAAGUCUCUCUAACUUCAGUUAUAAUGGAAAAAAUGGAACUACCAAUGGAAGGAUUACUCAUGGUUUCAAGUUGAAGAGUGCCUAUGAGAAUGGUUUAAUGCCUUACACAAAUUACACAUUUGAUUUCAAGGGUAUUAUUGAUUACAUCUUCUAUUCUAAACCUCAGCUGAAUAUUCUUGGCAUCUUAGGACCUUUGGAUCAUCAUUGGCUAAUAGAGAACAAUAUAAGUGGCUGUCCACACCCGCUCAUUCCUUCUGACCACUUCUCACUUUUUGCACAACUGGAGCUGGUGCUGCCUUUCCUGCCCCCGGUAAAUGGAAUCCAUCUGCCUAGCAGGAGGUAGUCAAGUACAUUUUAGAGGACAACCUCGAUGUAAUUUGUAAAAUUGUAAAAUCUGAAUAUAGAGGAGUGAGGUAUGGCCAACAGGGAUCUUUCUUAAUGAUCUUAAUUUUAAAUCUAAUAAUUUGUUAAAGAAAUAGUAAAAGCCAGGUGCUAUCAGACACACAAUUCUGAGCCCAACAUGCUUUAUAUACUGUUAGACAGGGAUUGGUGCAUGGGCACCUUUCUUAGAUUUGUUACCAAUAAUCUGUUUGUUUUAUCCAAUGUAAUAUUUCAUGCCUUGAAAAUAGGGAAUUGCUAUAAUAAAUUCUCUUUUGCACAGAUAUCUGUAGCACUACUUUUUGAGGCCAGUAGUUAAAAAUCAAAAGACCAUUCUUCCAUACUUCACUCCCUUCUUUUUCAGACUUGUUUGUUUGUAAAAUAUAGAAUUUGAAUUUAGCCUUUAUUGAUUGUAUAUGAACAACAGAAAACCUGAUUUAUGAGAUUUUGUACUUUAAAAAAAUCAGAUUUGGAAAAUGAUUGUAUUGUAAACUAAGGCUAAAUUUUUAUCUGUUUCAUGUGUUAUAAAGGCCAGCUUGUAAAAGAAGUUGCACCAGAUUUUCUCUGCUAAUGAUUUGCACUGUUAGGGCUUUUAGCCCAUAUGUACUACUUCAUUUUUUUAAAUUGAGAACACCGCUUUUAAAUCUGAAUUUGGUAAAUUCAUAGUUAACACGCAUCCAUUUCUUUCUUUCUUUUCACUUAAAAGUGGCAACUUUCACUUGAUUUCGGAACAGAUAAGCUAAGCAGUGUCUGAUUAGGCGUUUGUGGAUGGAUAGCACUCAUCAGUAUGAUCACUAGCAUUUUUCCUGUCAGAAGUGGGUUGGGCGGAACAUUGUGUACAGCUCUUUAGUUUCUGUGUUGAGUCACCAAUUUCCUAUCUCCACUGUGCCUGCUUGAUUUUGUUCUCAAUUAGCACUGCCUGUGCAUGCAGAGGGAACCUGGGCAUCCUCUUUUAUUUUUUAAAAAAUAAUGUUAACAUUUUGUGAAAAUUUUAUGAAGAUACUUUUGUAUAAGCUGUGGCAUCUAUUUUGUUUUCCUUUUGUGAAGCAUUGGAAUAUCACUUUUAUGAACAUGCUCAGAUGGUGGGUACACAAAUUCUAAGCUUCUGAUACCCCUGCACUGCUUCUUUCAAUGUUAUUGCAUAAUGCUGUUUCUUUCCUAGCCUCACUCCCCCACUAAAUACCAUCAUGUGAAUUCCUUUUUCAAUUUAACUGUAUUCCUCAGUCGCCAUUCCUUGAAGAUUAAGUAUACCGUCUUCUAUUUUAUGAAGCAGUGUAAUUAGAAAUGCUUUUUCAGUACAGGUUCCCUAGACAACAUUUCAGAUCAAUCAUUAAAGUGACCAAGUCCUUUUCUGUAAAGUGUCAACAAAAAUAAAAUUGUGUACCCACAUAGUGCCAUUAGUAUUUGAAAGCUGUGUGUAUGUGUGUGUGUGUGUGUGUGUGUAUCUAUCUGUAUACACACACAUACACACACACACACAAUCUGUUCUAAAGGGGAAUUUUAUCGACUCCUUAGUAGGUGGACCUUCAAUGUUACCUUAUAUAAAGAAAGAACUUGGUCAAACUGCUUUUGUUUCAACUGCAGGCAGAGAAAUAAAAGCACGUUGUUGUAUUGAAAUUCAGAAAAUAAUGACUUUUAAAAAAAUAAAAAUGGAUCUUAAUAAUUGAAUAUUUUAUAAAGAAGAAAUUAUCUGCACUUAGAAGUGCUUAACCAUUUUGUUUUGAAGAGAACAAUAAAUUUACAAUGAAUUCAUGUUUAAAACAUUUUAAAGUUUCAGUAGAAAAAGGGGAGAUCUUGAAUCCUUGUCUAGGACCUGAUUUUUUUUUCUUUUGUUGUUGUUGUUGUGGGGUGUUUUUUUUUUUGUUUGGUUUUUUUUUUUAGUUAUUCAAAUACCAAACAUGUCCAGUUUAUAAUCAGUACAUCGGAAUGCUGGUAACAAUUGAUGUAGUAGAUCCAAUGAGUAGUGAUGUUUUUUGUUCUUUUGUUCUUUUUUUGGUUGGGGUUAUUUUGUAAAAGUGUUAAUAAAAGGUGUUUUACUCAUCUUUCCUUAACAAUGUGUUGGUAAUGUAUGUCAUGACAAUUUUCUAUGACAGUGGAACCAAUUUAGCUUGCCAUAUUUUGCAACUCUUUUGUUUCCUGAUCAUCUGGAUUAUUUAGUAGUAUGUCCAGAAAGCUUUAUAGAAGGGAAGCACUUAUACAUUUUAUAUUUCUUGAAAGGAGUUGAUUUUUUUCCAUUUAAGUUGGAGCUUGAGUGCACUUGGUAAAUCUUAAAGGUUUAAGCUUUACAAAUCCAUUUUCACCUUUAGUUGUUCUGUCUUAAAUACAUAUCUGUAUGAAUUUGUGGUAGCAUAUUCAGUGCUUAGAAGCCUAUUCAGGUGCUCUUCUAUUCUUGCCUGGGCAUAUUGCAGUCUCAGAGCUGCUCAAUUAAAAUUUUUUAUGUUUGGAUAAGAAGAUGAAGAAUAAAAUCUCAGAAACAAUAGAGCCUCUUUGGCAUCAGUGGACCUUUGGUCAGAUUCUGCAGCAAUGAAUCGAAGCUCACUUUGAGGAAAUAUUCUGCAACUUUACUGGAUGAUACAUUAAUUGCAUCAAGUGUAAUAUUUUUAAAUAAUUUUCUGCAUCAAACAAAUUCAGAUAAUAAAUAAAUGCAAUAAACAAUGUCUUCACAAAUGCUAAUUUCCGGUAACUUUAACACUUUAUUUACUUAAGAUGGCUUUGGGUGUUGCCAUAAUAUAUGUUCAGUAUUUCUUAUCAAUGUAAUCACAUAUAUUAAGUCAAAACCAUAGAGCAUUGCUGGGCAUGAAGUGUCCUGUCCCUGUCCCCUAAUUUAAGAAAAAAAAACUACGUAUGUCUAUUUGGUUCUGAAAUGUGCAUACAUUCAGUUGUUAACGGAACUUAAAUGGAAAAUAUAAAUGUUAAGGGAUUUUGAAAUGUUAAGAUCACCGAGGAAAAUAUCGAGGAUAUGUGUGUAAUUAUUUUGUCCCUGUUUAUUUGUGGGUUUAAAACAUAGAAGUCUCCAUUGUAAAAACUAACCAUUCAAAAUGCAGACUUGCACCCACUUAUGUAAAUCUCUGAUAAAAUUAUAUGAAUUUUGCUGUGGCUUAAAUAUAGAAUAGUAGGUUCAGAUGUCAAGUUCUCACUUCAUCCAUAGGACAAAGAACUCAAAGACAAAAUAAUUGCACUACCAUUUUUCAACAGAGUUAAUCACUGCAAAUUUCCAAGUCAAAUUUACUGCUUAAGUGGUGAGUCUGUUUAUUUUCCCAUCCAGCCUGACACAGUAUUUUCAUAUAUGUUAACUCCUGAUAUACUUUUCAGUUGUGUAAGCUUCUUUAAAAUGUAGGUAUCUUGGUAUGUUUAAGUAGUGUCUAAAUUUUAGAUAGUCUCUAUUCACAGUAUUUCUGUAUAACGUGUAAUGCACUGGACUAACUCUUGUUUACCAUAUGUGUAACAAAAAAAAAAAACCAGCACAUCAUCUGCACUAAGCUCAAAGAAUGUUGCAUUUGUCCAUAGGCAGCUCUUCAAUAUGAUAAAUGGGAAAUUGAAUAUGGUCUGAUGGUAAACAAGGGCUUUUACUGUUCUCUUCAGUGGAACUUUCUUCUUGGUCAAAUUUUAACUAGCUAGUAUUAUAUUUAUAUACAGGGUUGUCUUUUUUUUCUUUACCAAUGUAUUUUCCUACUCAUAGCUGACCAAUAAAUUCAAUAUCUGUUUCAAAUCUC